AUGGACCACCUCUGCCCCCGCGCCAGCUUCCCCCAAUCCCCAUGUCUAGCCUGCUUCUCCCGAACCACCGCCACCACCAACAACGCCGAAACCUCCACCAUCCAACAAAUCCGCCGCCCCUCCAGCGUCGCCAGCGUCACGAGCAUCAUGUCCUUCCCCGGCCGAGCCGUCAAGCGCGCCACCAGACACGCCAACCGCCUCAGCCAAAUCAUUUCCGGCAUUCUGCAUUCCCCGUCGACAACUUCGCCCUCUCCUUUCGCUGCGAAUGCCUUUGCUGCCCAGCCUUUCGCUUCUUUGGCAGAGGGGGAGAGGCUGCGCAAGGACUCGGCUACGCUGCCUGUUCUCUGUCCGCUUGUGAGGAAGGUGGCGGGCGGUGUGCAGUGA
Messenger RNA from Neohortaea acidophila, 384 nucleotides. RefSeq lists its product as uncharacterized. The record is from RefSeq and is a predicted model, not a curated record. The transcript has a single exon. Lineage: Eukaryota; Fungi; Ascomycota; Dothideomycetes; Mycosphaerellales; Teratosphaeriaceae. Bases 1 to 384 code for a protein of 127 amino acids.